Messenger RNA from Aspergillus saccharolyticus JOP 1030-1, 1288 nucleotides. RefSeq names its product putative O-methyltransferase. The transcript has 4 exons. The record is from RefSeq and is a predicted model, not a curated record. Gene Ontology annotation, molecular function: O-methyltransferase activity. Lineage: Eukaryota; Fungi; Ascomycota; Eurotiomycetes; Eurotiales; Aspergillaceae. The coding region runs from base 28 to 1233 and encodes 401 amino acids.
CUCUCCCCUGCUCACUUCACCCUCGAAAUGUCUAAUACUUUGACCGAAGUGACAUCCGCAGUCACCACUGCACUGUCCAAGUUACCCUCCCCCGAAUCCAUUGACAAUGCUGCUCGCAUGCAGCUUCUUGGAGCUUUGGACAAGUUGCGCGCUGCGCUGGAGCCUCCACCGGUGACCCUUCUCAAUCACUGUUUCUCGUUCUGGGCGCUCUCAGUGAUACGAGUCGCCCAAGGCAUGGGUAUCUUCGACGCCUUCGCUGUCGCUGAGGGCACCAAGCAACUGACGCUGGAUGAGCUGAACAGCCGAACCAAAGGCGACAAGGAGCUUCUGUUCCGCGUCAUGCGCUACCUCUGCGCUCAGAAGAUCUUCACGCGACCCAGCCAAGAGAGCUACCAACCCGGGCCUCUCGCCUCGCAACUCUCCUCUGGUCUGCCCACCGCGAAUCUCAUCAAGCACUUCUAUCUGCACAUGCGCACAGCCGCCCACCUCUACGAGUACUUCGAAGCGAAAGACUACCGCAACCCCGCCGACGCUUGCGACGCCCCCUUCCAAUUCGCGCAAUGCACCAGGCAGCACCACUUCGACUGGCUCACCGAGCAUCCCGACGACCAAGAAGCGUUCAACUCCACCAUGUCGAUGACGCGCACCGCCGACGGGAUCGAAUGGUUCAACUUCUACCCGGUCGAAGAAAAGCUGCAGGUCGCCUCGCCGGACCGGACGCUGCUCAUCGACAUCGGCGGCGGCAUCGGCCACGACAUCAGCGCCUUUAAGCAGCGCUUCCCGCAGCUCCCGGGCCAGCUGGUCCUGCAGGACCUGCCCCAGGUCAUCAACGACAUCCCGAGCCCGCUCGCGGGCAUCGCCGCGCAGAGCCACAGCAUGUUCGACGCGCAGCCGGUCAGGAACGCCAAGGCGUAUUAUCUGCGGACCGUCCUGCACGACUGGCCCGAUAAGCAGGCGUUGGAGGUGCUGACGCGCAUCCGCGAGGCGAUGGCUGAGGACUCCGUGCUGCUGAUCAACGAGCACACGCCGGCUGCCGGGGGCGAGCUGUCGCCGAUCGCGGCCGCGUUGGACUUGCAUAUGAUGCAGACCUUCUCGGCCUUGGAGCGCACGGAGGAGCAGUGGGUUGCGCUGCUGGAGAAAGGAGGGUUCCGCGUGGUGAAGGUGUGGAAGCCGCAGCAGGAGGGAUUGCAUUUGACUACCACUGCUGCGCUUUACGAGGCUGUCCCGCAAUGAGAGGAUCCGGGGGUGCUUGUACGUCUGAGCUGAUGAGUGAUGAUCUAUUGAUGGC